Messenger RNA from Chironomus riparius, 1159 nucleotides. Lineage: Eukaryota; Metazoa; Arthropoda; Insecta; Diptera; Chironomidae. The record is from the annotation of a GenBank genome assembly.
UUCAAACACAUCGGUGCUGCAAAAAAAAGUUUGAUACACAAAAUUAUAUUUAAAGAUGAACUUGUUAGCGGCUGCUUUCGUCUUGUUAACACCUAUUCCAUUUUUGUUAUUUUACUUCUUUCGAUCGACAAAAGAGUUCCCAAAAUCAUGGAAGGAAUUUAAGAUUGAAGUCAGGACUAUUUUAUGUGGAAUCAGGUCACAAAAUGAAGAUUUUCUGUUAAGAAAGAGGAACCGAAUCAAGCUUGAAAGUCUACCUAAUAAAAUUGCAGUGAUUACUGGUGGAAAUAGAGGAAUCGGUCUUCAUAUUGUUAAGAAGCUUUUGAGAUGCGAAAUGAAAGUUGUUAUGGGUGUCAGAAACCCAGAAUCAUCCAAAAAAUCAAUAGAAACAGCAAUCGGAGAAGAAUUAUGCAAAAACAACAUCACAUACUUCCAAUGUGAUACCGGAGAUAUGGAAUCAGUUCGUCAGUUUGCGGAAAAAGUUAAACAAUCAUUUCCAGCCAUCCACAUUUUAAUAAAUAACGCCGGCGUAAUGGCAACUCCAUAUUACGAAACUAAGGAUGGCUUUGAGUCACAAAUGGCAAUCAACUACUUAGGACACUUCCUAUUGACACAUCUUUUGAUGCCUGAGUUAAUUAAAGGAUCUGAAUCGAAUGAUGGAAAGAACGUCAGAGUCGUCAAUGUAUCGAGCUGCAUUCACAGAGUUGCUGAUAUGGAUUAUAAGGAUUUCAAUUGCAAAAAGUUCUACUACCCGACAGAUGCCUAUGCAAAGAGCAAGCUAGCACAAGUUUAUUUCACAAAAUAUCUGGAAGUGAUUUUUAAGGAACGUGGCUUAAAAAUCCAAUCACAUGCACCUCAUCCAGGCAUUGUUAAUACUGAUCUAUUCCAACACUCUAGCAUCACAGCUAUUCCAUGGUUUAAGAAUGCUUUUUAUAAGACUCCAGAAUCAGGUUCCCGAACAAUUGUCUACGCAGCAAUAAGCCCAUACUUAGAAGGAAAAGGAGGAACAUACUUGAGCAACUGCUACUUUGACAAAUCACAUCCAAAAUCCAAAGAGUUUGAUGAAAUCAAAAAACUGUUUGACUUCACAUGUCAGUUGUUGAAAAUCAAGAGCUUUGGUGAAUUUUAAAAUUCUCACCACAAAAAAAAUCAAUUCAAAAUU